This is a messenger RNA of Drosophila bipectinata, 1349 nucleotides long. RefSeq lists its product as uncharacterized. The record is from RefSeq and is a predicted model, not a curated record. NCBI's taxonomy places the organism in Eukaryota, Metazoa, Arthropoda, Insecta, Diptera, Drosophilidae.
UCCAGUCAGUCGCCAAACGGGAGCGCUGCCGCACUACAGCCAGUCGCAGAAGAAUGGGAGAAGUUCCGAAAAUCACUGACCUGGAGAAGGUGAUUGAGCCCCACCUGCCGGCCGGAGCCACCCUGGACUCGUACACCAGUCGCUAUCUGACCAAGCCGGGAGAGAACUAUGGCAGCAUCAUGCUGGCCGUGCAGGCCAAGAUCCGGGACGUCAAUGGGGCCGUCAAGGAGCUGCCGCUCAUCGCCAAGCUUCCGCCUCUGACGAACGACCUCUACUGGCAGAUUUUCCAGCCGGAGCGCACCUGUGUGACUGAGAACGCCGUCUACAAGUUCCUCUCGCCGGAGCUGGACAAGCUGCAGCUGCAGGCAGGAGUCCUGCCCAAGAAGCUAUUCGACGGGUUUCCGCGCUACUACGGCUCCCGCAUCUCCCUCGACCCGCGGGCCGUCAAGGUGGACCGGGAUGCGGUGCUGGUGCAGGAGAACGCCACCACCCGAGGCUACCAGCCGGGAAACCGACACAAGGCAUACGACUUGGCCCACACCGUGCUCAUCCUGCACUACCUGGCCCGGUACCACGCCCUGCCCCUCGCCCUGCGCCUGAAGAAACCUCAGGUGUACGACGAGCUGGUGCGGCCCUACUUCCUGAAAUUCAACAUGAACAACAACAUAGCGCCCGAGGAGAAGGCGACAAUGGACAGCGAGAUCCUGAAGGACAUUCAAGUGGUGGCCACCGAGGAGAAAGACGUGGCACGCAUCAAGGAGCUGUUCAGUCUGUACGACGACUUUCAGGCCGACAAGGACGAGGAGGACGGGCCCUUCACCUCGCUCGUGCACGGGGAUCUCUGGAUCAACAACCUGAUGCUGAAAUACGACGAGGACGGCACUCCGAUCGGCGUGAAAAUCGUCGAUUUCCAGAUUGCGCAACACGGCUCCCUGGUGCACGACAUCAUCUUCCUGCUGUUCUCCAGUGUGGACGUGAAGGUCUUGGAGGAGAACUACUACUCCUUCCUCAGCAUCUACUACAAUGCCUUCAUCCAGAGCCUGAGGGACGUGGGUGUGGACACCAGUGGCUACAGUUACGAGGCGUUCCUGGCCGAGGUCCAACGUGUGGCACACAUUCAGCUGCCCCACGCCAUCUUCAUGAUGAAGGUUAUCCUGGCCGACAACAGCACCAUCCCCGACGACUUCAAGGACGUGGACUUCUCGGUUCUCUCCAAGAACACGGGCAUCAAGACCAUUCUCGCCCACUACGAGGCUAUUCUGCGGCUGGCGAAGAAGUUCAAAGUAUUCUACUAAUAUUUAACCCCCACGAUUCCCAAUUCUGAAUAAAACACGCCAGCCCACUUCACA